Messenger RNA from Oncorhynchus keta (chum salmon), 3778 nucleotides. RefSeq lists its product as uncharacterized. The transcript has a single exon. The record is from RefSeq and is a predicted model, not a curated record. Bases 114 to 2690 code for a protein of 858 amino acids. Gene Ontology annotation, biological process: DNA integration. Lineage: Eukaryota; Metazoa; Chordata; Actinopteri; Salmoniformes; Salmonidae. Gene Ontology annotation, molecular function: zinc ion binding; nucleic acid binding.
GAUUACGAUAAACUAAAGGGGAGAUCCUGACUAGACUGGGAGUGACCGAUACCGUGAGGGCACACCGCUUCCACCAGUGGUCCUACCGACCUGGACAACCCCCACGAACACAGAUGUUCGACUUGAUUCACCUGGCACGGAAAUGGUUGCGACCAGAGACCCGGUCAUCUGCCGAGAUUGUCGAGACCAUCGUACUCAACCAGUUUCAGCGAGGUCUACCCCAAGAAGUGAGACGAUGGGUUGGCCAGAACGAGGUAUUUUCCGCCGACCAUCUCGUGGGCCUGGUUGAACGGUAUUGUACGGCAAGAACAGCUGAGCAGGCACAGGAGGAAAGAUUCCCGUUCCCCAGGCAUGGGCGAACCAGCAGACAGGGUAAGGCUGUCCCAACAUAUAGAGGGGGAAGAGAGCAGCGUGGGGCCAUGAGGAAAGAAUCAGAAUCAGGCCAAGACACUAAGGGAAAAAACGGAAACCGGGACUGGGUGUCGAGGGGGUCUCCCCCCCGAACCUCUAUUAUCUGUUACAAUUGUAAUCAACCAGGACAUAUUGCAGCCUAUUGCCCUAUUAAAGAAGAGCCAAUGCAAUGUAACCUCGGUGAAAAUGAAGAUGAUAUACGGUAUGCAUGUCCUGUUGUAACCACUGUACUUGAAAGCUCAAGAAACAAACAUAUGUGCAGGGUGAAGAUUGAAGGGAAAGAGGUUGAAGCACUGCUGGAUUCCGGCAGUAUGCUAACCCUGGUCGUUGCAGGCCUAGUGCCAAAUCAUAAACUGGAUACAAGACAGGAUAUCAGUGUUACAUGCAUUCAUGGGGAUACCCGUCUGUACCCCAUGGCCUUAGUGAGCAUACAAACAGAGGACGGUCUGCUGGAUUAUGAGGUCGGUGUGGUCCCAAAGAUGCCAUAUGAUGUAAUAUUGGGUAGAGACUUUCCUAACUUUGCGAAGUUAGGCCACAAGAAUGGCAUAUUUGAGAAUCCAACAACCCCGACCAAGCAGGAAGAAGCAUGGGGCCUUCAACCAAAGCCAAGAAAAGAGGUCUCCCAGGGGACAACAUCACAGGUGCUAGUAGGGGAGGCGGAGGAUGAAGUGGCAAACCUCGCUGAUGACGAACAGCCCGGUACUAGUGGGGCUGGGGUCGAUCUGAAUCCAGAGGACGACAAUAUAGAACCAGCAGACCUGGCAGAGUCCUUGACUAAUUUUGGGACGGCCCAAAACCAGGAUCCAACCCUGCAACAAGCCAGAGCAGAUGUGCAGGUCGUAGAUGGUACUCCCAUAAAUGGUGGGAUGAUGCCUAAUAGUUUUCCCCACUUCAUCCUGAAAAAGGGUUUGGUGUACAGAGUCUCGAAAAUAGGGGUUGAUGUGGUGGAACAGUUGUUGGUUCCCACUCGGUACCGGAGGACAGUACUGGAUCUAGCUCAUGGGCACAUUCUGGGUGGACACCUUGGUAUCGAUAAAACCAGAGACCGGAUUGUAAGGAGGUUUUACUGGCCAGGAAUUCAAGCUGAAGUGGCUCGGCAUUGUGGAGAGUGCCCGGAGUGCCAGUUAACAGCUCCCCGACCAGCUUUUAGAAGCCCGUUAGUGCCACUCCCCAUAAUCGAAACGCCAUUUGAGAGGAUAGCGAUGGAUUUAGUGGGCCCACUACCCAAAUCCGCCAGAGGGCACCAAUACAUUCUGGUCAUUCUAGAUUAUACCACUCGCUACCCAGAAGCCAUUCCCCUUCGGACGAUGACUUCCAAAAAUAUUGCAAAGGAAUUAGUGCUCUUGUUCACCAGGGUAGGGGUUCCAAAGGAGAUCCUUACCGACCAGGGGACCCCCUUUAUGUCCCGCCUUAUGGCGGACCUUUGUAAACUGUGGCAGGUGAAACAGUUGAGGACAUCGGUUUACCAUCCUCAGACGGACGGGCUGGUUGAGACAUUCAACCGAACCCUGAAGUCAAUGCUCAGGAAGGUAAUCGAUAAGGAUGGGAAAAACUGGGAUUGCAUGUUGCCGUAUCUGAUGUUUGCCAUUAGAGAGGUUCCUCAAGCCUCGCUGGGGUUUUCUCCCUUUGAGCUGGUAUAUGGGAGGCAUCCCCGGGGAAUCUUAGACAUCGCACGGGAAACCUGGGAGCACCAAUCCACCCCGUAUACUAGUGUCAUAGAGCACGUCACGGCAAUGCAAGACAGGAUAGCCACAGUCAUGCCCAUCGUCAGAGAGCACAUGAGACAAACACAAGAACACCAGCGGCACACUUAUAACCGGCAGGCUACCCUGAGGGAAUUUCAACCGAGAGAUAAGGUGUUAGUGCUGAUCCCCACAGUAGAGUGUAAACUACUAGCCACAUGGAAAGGGCCAUAUGAAGUACUGGAGAGAAUAGGAGAAGUCAAUUAUCGGGUCCGACAGCCAGGUCGACGGCCCCAGGAACAGAUUUAUCACAUAAACCUGUUAAAAGCAUGGAGAGAGAGAGAAACACUAAUGGUCACAUACCCCACACACAUUCAGGAGACAGCCGAAGUAAAUAUUUCACCCACUCUGUCCCCAGCGCAAGUACAGGAAGUAAAGACCCUGAUCCAGAAAAACAGAGAUGUGUUUUCAGAGGUACCUGGCCGAACUGAGGUUAUGGCUCAUGAUAUCGUUUCCCUACCAGGGAGAAAAGUGAGUAUGAGGCCAUAUCGGGUACCCGAGGCUCGACGGGCCGAGCAGAGACUGAGAAAAUGUUGACAGCUGGAGUGGUUGAAGAGUCACAUAGUGAGUGGUCUAGCCCAAUUGUGAUGGUCUCCAAGCCCGAUGGGUCGUUGCGGUUCUGUAACGACUUUCGGAAGGUAAAUGAAAUCUCGAAGUUUGAUGCCUACCCCAUGCCCCGAGUAGAUGAACUACUGGAGAAAAUUGGUCAUGCUCGGUACAUUACGACCCUUGAUCUGACAAAAGGGUACUGGCAAAUUCCUCUGACCCCAGGGCCAAAGAAAAGACAGCCUUUGCAACACCUGACGGUUUGUUUCAAUACACCGUCAUGCCAUUCGGCUUACACGGGGCCCCAGCAACCUUUCAACGGCUCAUGGACAAAGUCCUAAAACCGCACAAGGCAUACGCCACAGCUUAUUUAGAUGACGUGGGGAUCUACAGCCCAGAUUGGGAAUCCCACUUACCCCGGGUACAGGCAGUGUUAGAUGCCCUUAGAAAGGCAGGGCUCACGGCAAACCCUGCCAAGUGUUAUGUGGGGUUAGAGGAAACAGAGUAUCUGGGAUACACUGUGGGAAGAGGGUUAAUCAAACCCCAACAUAAGAAGGUGAAGGCAAUUAGAGAAUUGCCGAAACCAGUAAAUAAGAAGCAGGUCCGAGCCUUCCUAGGGCUGACCGGUUACUACCGGAAGUUCAUCCCAAGUUAUGCCACAGUGGCCGCCCCACUUACCGACAUGACUAGAGCCAGAGGGCCAAACAUGGUCAAAUGGGAUGAAAGGGCCACCAAAGCAUUUAGGACAUUACAGGAGGCUCUCUGUUGUAACCCAGUGCUGGUGGUACCAGACUUUGAGAGAGAGUUUGUGGUUCAGACGGAUGCCUCAGAGGUCGGCUUGGGAGCAGUGCUAUCCCAAGAGGUAGAAGGGGUGGAACACCCCAUCCUGUUUUUAAGCAGGAAGCUGGAACCACGGGAAACCAACUACUCAGUCGUUGAGAAAGAGGCGCUGGCAGUAAAGUGGGCUCUAGAAAGCCUGAAGUACUACCUGCUGGGGCGCCACUUCACCCUCAUCAGUGACCAUGCCCCACUCACCUGGAUGCAUAGGGCUAAAGAGAAGAACGCUCGGGUGAUGCGGU